This is a messenger RNA of Carica papaya (papaya), 2222 nucleotides long. It is a transcript of the gene MAN6, whose product is annotated as Glycosyl hydrolase superfamily protein. Lineage: Eukaryota; Viridiplantae; Streptophyta; Magnoliopsida; Brassicales; Caricaceae. Gene Ontology annotation, molecular function: mannan endo-1,4-beta-mannosidase activity. Gene Ontology annotation, biological process: polysaccharide catabolic process. The record is from RefSeq and is a predicted model, not a curated record.
AAGAGUAAGGUACAAGUUCAAACUAAAUUGACAAAGAUUCAACCAUCAGUCUCAAACCCAUACCACUCAUUUUAAAUUUCACAGUUAUAGAAAACACUAUUAAUUGAAAAGAAAAGGAGACAGUCAGAUAAAGCAUACUUCAUUUUGCAAGUUCUGGAAAGAAUUGUUUUCUAAGUGUUUUCUUAUCUCCAAACAACUGCGCUUGAAGUCUAUUUACUCUCAAUUUUCAUAUUUUUCCAACAAAGACAAAAUACUCUCAGUUAAUUUUGUUCUUCCUCCUUUACUUCCAUUAAAAAUUAAGGGAAUAAUCAGGGAAAGAGCAGGAGAAACGAACUCUAGUAGCCACAAACUGAAGAAGAAAAUGAUCAUCUUCUCUCCUCAUCUCCUUCAGUCUCGCUAAUCACUGGGAGAUUCAAAAUAAUGUUCACUUUACAUCAAGCAAACACCUAUAGUCCCAUGUCCCUCCUUAUUCUUCUUUCUUCUUGAUUUUUACAGAAGGUUGGUAUCAGGACCUUCACGUUCAUUUUAUAUUGCUGUAAAUAGAAAGGCUGGAUUUCUAUUGAGUUUAAUCGAUUCAAUUGCAGUGACUUUUAAGCGUAGCUUAGGACUCAUUUUUAUGCAUACUUUCUUUUCAAGUAUCUGGUUUUAGAAGACAAGGCAAGAAAUUUUUCUUGGCUUCAAAGCUAAACACUCAUCAUAGACAUAUAGAUGGAUGUAUAAAUUUGUUGUCCUAGCAACACAAGUGAUGUGGCUCCUCCUCUUCAAACAAUGGAUACCCACAAGACAAAAUUGGUUUUCUCACUCACCCUUUUUACUAUCUUGAUCAGGAAUGUGGCUAUAACAACAAGUGAUGGGAUUUAUGAGUUGGAAGAUGAUGAUGCAUGGCAAAUGGCGCAGAGAAAAGGGAACCAAUUUGUUGUCAAUGACAAACCUUUCUAUGUGAAUGGAUUCAACACUUACUGGUUAAUGGUAUUUGCUGCGGAUGAAUCAACAAGAGGAAAAGUGACCGAGUUGUUUCAGCAUGCAUCUUCAGUGGGUCUAACUGUGUGUAGGACUUGGGCUUUCAAUGAUGGUCAAUGGCGAGCUCUUCAGAAAUCUCCAUCAGUCUACGACGAGCAAGUUUUCAAGGCCCUGGAUUUCGUGGUAAGUGAAGCAAACAAAUACAAGAUCAGACUCAUAUUGUCAUUGUCUAAUAAUUGGGAUGCAUACGGAGGGAAACCACAGUAUGUGAAAUGGGGAAAAGAAGCUGGCCUUAAUUUGACAUCUGAUGAUGACUUUUUCUCCCAUCCCACUCUCCGAAGCUACUACAAGGCUCAUGUUAAGACGGUGCUCAAUAGAGUCAAUACAUUCACAAACAUCACUUACAAGGAUGAUCCUACGAUUUUUGCCUGGGAACUGAUGAAUGAACCCCGUUGUACCUCGGAUCCCUCUGGUGACAAGCUGCAGUCAUGGAUACAAGAAAUGGCAGUGUAUGUGAAGAGCAUGGAUGCAAAGCACUUGGUUGAGAUUGGAUCAGAAGGAUUUUAUGGUCCCUCUGCACCUGCAAGAACUCAGUUCAAUCCAAAUACCUAUGCUACACAAAUUGGAACUGACUUUAUAAGGAACCAUCAGGUUCUGGGUAUUGAUUUUGCCUCUGUUCACAUUUAUGCCGAUUCCUGGCUUUCACAAACCAUCACUGAUGACCAUCUUCAAUUCACCAAAUCAUGGAUGGAAGCACACAUUGAGGAUGCUGAGAAGUAUCUUGGAAUGCCUGUUCUGUUCACUGAGUUUGGUGUAUCUGCUAAAGACCCUGGUUACAAUUCAUCCUUCAGAGACACCCUUUUCAACACAGUCUAUAAAACACUCUUGAACUCAACAAAGAAAGGAGGCAGUGGAGCUGGGAGUCUUUUCUGGCAGCUCUUCCCUGAAGGGACAGAUUACAUGGAUGACGGCUAUGCCAUAAUUCUUCCCAAAUCUCCUUCCACAACCAAUAUUAUAUCUCUUCAGUCAACAAGACUCGCAAUCUUCAAUACCAUGUGCUCUUGGCAUUGCCACUGGGGCUGCAGGAAGAGAACUCCUUUGGAGUCAUUCCUUUACCAUGAUGAUCUGUAACUUAUUCAAGUAAUGCUGUUCUCCUAUUGGAGAAAACAACAAAUAUGUAUUAAUCAUCAUAAUAUUACCUGUAUGUACUUACUACUGCAAAAAUAUGAAUACUUUAAUCUUAUAAACAAGGGUUCUGAGAA